GUAACCUUGUUAUGGAUGAAUGGAUUUCACUUAAGGAUAAAGGGGACUUUGAUAUAGAAGCGGUGGAUCAAGCACGAGUCUGGAAGACUUAUAACAAAUUUAUGGGUGAACAAAAACUAACUUCUUUUCCGGUAGAUAAGUGUCAGAAUCUCAAAAGUGAGUGCACCACUUUACACAAAAUGAAAAGUGGUGAUGCUCUAGGGCUAGUCAAUUUCAAACUUUUGAAAGCUUGGAAUACGUUUUGUGACAUACAAGAUAGUCAAGGCAACAAAACCGAUAGUUCUUCCAGUCAAUUGGUUCUAGACCUGGAAGAACUACGCACCACCCUACAACUUCCCGCAGAAGUUGAAAAUAGAUUAAUUUUGAAACGAUUAGAUAAAGAUAUGAAAGUAUCCUUAGCGUCACCAAAAGCUACUACUAUGGCAACGAAGGCACGACAAAGUAAAGCAGGCACACAAACUAACUACAAGGGGAAAGGUAAAAAGGGAAGUAAACAAGU
Messenger RNA from Amoebophrya sp. A25, 499 nucleotides. Lineage: Eukaryota; Dinophyceae; Syndiniales; Amoebophryaceae. The record is from the annotation of a GenBank genome assembly.